Messenger RNA from Manduca sexta (tobacco hornworm), 1961 nucleotides. Its product is annotated as glutathione S-transferase C-terminal domain-containing protein homolog. The record is from RefSeq and is a predicted model, not a curated record. The coding region runs from base 98 to 1894 and encodes 598 amino acids. The transcript has a single exon. Lineage: Eukaryota; Metazoa; Arthropoda; Insecta; Lepidoptera; Sphingidae.
GUUCAUGUUGGCGUAGUCAUUUGGAGGUUAUAUUUUUGUUUUUACCUGUCUCGAGUAGACCUGAUUGUACUAUUUUAUAAAAGAUAUUUAAGUGAAAAUGACGAACUCAGUAUAUUUAAAGACUUACUCAACAUAUGACGAUUAUAAAGAAUCACAGACCGUCAAAUUACCUUUGGAAUCAUUUAUAAUAUACUGUAUACAUAAACACUGCUCACCGGAGGAGGUAAUACUUCAUUUUGUAGCUGCAGAAAAUAGUCUGGAGAAAGAAGAAGCAGUAGUGUUGAAAGAUUGUAACCUCAACUUUAUAAAUAAAUCAGAUUUACCUUGGCAAAUUAUGUGUUUAUACCCAGUUGUCAUUUAUGAAGAUAUGAUUUUGGCGGGACUAUGUGCUGUGGCCAGGCAUGUGUGCAAAUUUAGAACAAGUACACCAAGCGUCCAGGAACAUGCGGAAGGCUUGCUCGGAUUUCGCAAAAGCUGUCUCCAAGCUCCCAAUGAAGCAUCAAUAUGGACUAAAUUCUGUGAAGUAGAUAUAAUAAAAACAGUAAAGGCCAUUCUAAAAAUAGAGAAACUUAGUGAAGUACCUAAGAAUUUGGUGAGGUUUGAGAAUCAUUUAAAGAAACCUGUCAGAGUUCAUAAUGUAUACAAAAUUGCCAGGGACAUCAAGAAAGAUUUAUUUUUAGAUAAGAAUGUAGAACCAGUUGAAUCUAACAAAACUGCAGAAUCUACAAAAACCAGAGUGCCUAAAGUUCGCAAAUGGAAAUCAAACACAAAGAAGGAGCUUCAAAUUGAUUGCUCAACUAAAAUUGAAGAUCUUAAUGUAUAUCACCAAUUUGCUGAAGGUCCAUUUUUGACCCUUGCUGACUUAGUUCUGCUCCCUUUGUACCAUAUCAUAGUGGAGUCUUUCGGCAACACAUUUGAAACAUUACUACCACUUACAUAUACAUGGUAUAAGAAUAUCAUUGAGCUAACAGAACUCAAACUCUUAGUAAACACUAUGAACAGUAUAAAAAUUCAUGAGAUAUCAUUUGAUAACAUCAUAGUACCGAGUACAGAUGAUGUGAGUCUUUAUAAAUGUGACCCAAAAAGGCACAAUCCAAAGAAAAGAUUAUUCACUAAAGAGGAUGAUAUAGAAAAUGCACUGAGUUCUGUUGAAGAAGAAAUGGCUAUAGAUAUAAGUAAUAAUGACUUUGAAUCCUCCAUUCAUUGGCCUGAUAUCCCUGAAGGUGCAAACCCUUUAGCUGGACACUUACCUGAUGAAAGGUGUGUCAGGAAAUCGCAGCAGCUGGAAAACUUGACUUUGGCCGUGUUAAGUAUUGCUAAAGAAGGAGACCUCAUUGUAGAUUUCUGCAGUGGAAGUGGACAUUUGGGCAUUCUCAUUGCUCACUUACUUCCUAAAUGCACUAUGAUAUUACUAGAGAAUAAAGAACAGUCUUUAUUAAGAGCUAAAAAUAGAGUAAAAGAUAUGGGCAUGAAGAAUGUUUACUUCUUUCAAUGUAACCUAGACUUCUUCAAUGGAAAAUUUGAUAUUGGCAUUGCAUUACAUGCUUGUGGCAUAGCUAGUGACUUGGUUUUGGACAAAUGUUUGAAGGCCAAUGCAAAAUUUGUCAUUUGUCCAUGUUGCUAUGGAUCGCUUCAUGCAACUGAUAGACUUGUCUACCCUAGAAGUAGCAAAUUUAAUUCAAUAACCAUUGAAAAAUAUUUGUGCAUUGGUCAUGCAGCCGACCAGACUCAUGAUGACCAUCCUUUGACAGUACGAGGAGAUAAAUGCAUGGCUGUUAUCGAUUCAGAUAGAGGUCGGUUGGCUGAAGAGUUUGGUUACAAAGUUACAUUGACAAGAUUGAAGCCGCUGUCUUGCACACCAAAAAAUAAUCUACUUAUAGGUGUACCAACAUAAACAACAAAUCAUUUAACAACUAUUUAUUAACAAUUUAAUUUAAUAAAAAUAUAAUUUUGUACUAUAA